GGAGAAGUUGAAAAGGAUAGGUUGAGUAGGUUCAAAGCAACGAUCCGUCGGACAGAGGCGACACGGGAAGUGUUUCAGUCGAUUUUGUAUGCGCGAAUGCGGGAUUUUUGGAACUCUCAAUCUCUCGUAUCCUCCUCCGCUGCUUGUAAACUAUAUGAUCCUUCUGCAAGUACGUGCACCCGUACGACUAGUAAAGAGGGCCAACUGCCGGGGAAGCUGCCAAAGGACACUGUUACAUCGGCUCAGGAGAGAGCUCGCUUUCUUUUUUUCUCGUUCUCUGAGUCUCCAAAUGUCUUUGGAGACAGCGCAGAUACUCAAAAACGUGUGGAACAGACGAGGCAAUAUGAAGGGGUGCAAUCGCGCGAAAACAUGGAGCAGGCAGCGAAGAGUGAAGACAACGACAGCACGAGACGAGCAGACAGUCCUACAACUACUAGAAAGCGUAGGCCGAGAAAGCAUCGUGGUCAAAAAGCGACGACAAACAAGGGUGGUGGUCACGAUAAUUCCCAUUACGGUAACGGCAAUUGCUACAUUUAUCAUUUUGACUUUUCUACCAGACUUGAGCGCCCGGCAGCACUCCUCCCACUAGGAUCAUCCACCCCCGGCACGCACUUCCUUAACCCCAGCGCGGUUCCGCUUCCCCGGUUCCUCCCCCGCCCGACAACCGUCGGGCGGCGUUGAUCGUUGGGGCAAGAGUUGGGCGGGGGACGGCGUGCGGCCAUUGAUUAAAACGGCACGGAUCGAAGCCGUUGGCAUCUCGGUGCGCUCAUCUUUUGGCAGGUUUGGCCUUCUUUGCGUGCAAGUUGCAGCGCUCGAGUUUGCAACUUGUCGAAAUUCCUCCGCUUGUGAUACAAUCAAAAAAUUUGGAUGGUAACUUUUUCAGUUUCGUUUCUACUGGAUAUAGUCAAAAACUUUGGAUUUCCAGUCUCAAGCUUGCAACUUUGAGACAUUGAGGCGCCGCCUUUGAUCUUAAGUUAGGCGUUCAGCUUUGGGCUUUUACUCUUAGCCUGGAGCUUUCAACUGUGAGUCUUCGGCUUUGAGCGUUUAAUUUUGAAUUUUCAACUUUGAGUCAGUUAAUUUUUGAACUUUCAACUUGGAGCUUUCAGCUUGGAAUUUUCAAUUUUGAGCUUUCGGCUUGGAGGAUCUUUCAACUUUGAGCUUUCAGCUUUGAGCUUUCAACUUUGGGCUUUCAGUUUUGAGUUUUCAGUUUUGACUUUUCAGCUUUGAGCCUUCGGCUUUGAGUCUUCAACUUUGAGCUUUCAGACUGGAGCUUUCAGCCUAGCAGUUUAAUUCUUAAGCUUACGCCUUCGGGCUUGAGGUCGAGGAUAGGCCUUGAGCUGAUAACGUCAAAAGUUUGGGCUUUUUGGGCAAAGUUUUUGAUUUCAACGCCUACGAAUUAAAGAUUAUAUCGCGGCGUGCUUUAUUUUGAUAAGUGCUCGACGUCGUGCCGGGGGUUCGUGUGUUCGUGUGUUGUGUUUGUUGGUUGAUUAGAUAGAGUAGGCGCGGAAAAGUUUGCGAUGGGGGUCGCAUGUUUUUGGCUAAAGUGCUUCCGGCUCAUGUGUUUUUGGUUCGGUGUGUCGGGUUCGGAUGGGAUGCUGGAGGGGUCGUCGUUGAUUUUUUUCAUCUAUCUCUGUCAUAUUAUCUAUCUUAUGACGCCUGCUGGAAUGUAAUCAGAUUUAUAAACUUCCGGGUAUCGGUAUCGCCGUGAAUUUUUGAAAAAUUAUAACUUUUUGAGGUCAAGUUGUAAACGUUUUGACUUUAUCGCGUAAAUUUUAAAUUUAGGGUCCAACUGCGUGACGUCAGAUCUAAGUCUAACCAAUUCCCAGGCCUCGCAAGUUCAUAAGUUCUGAAGUUCUUAAGUUCCGCAGUUCUUAUGUUCCUAAGUUCAUAAGAAUUCAUAAGAAUUCAGAACCAGAAGAAUUCGUAAGAGUUCAGAAGAGUGCACAAGAGUUCACUUCACAGGAGUCCAUGGGAGUUCAUAAGAGUUCAUGCGUUCAUGAGUCAGAAGUGGAAGCGUGAGAGUUUGGGGCUCGGAAGUGGAAGCGUGAGAGUUUGGCGGGGUCGUUGUUGUUUUUUAAUUUAGCUCUUUGAUUUUUCGGAGUCGGAAACGUAAUAGACGACACGAAUCACAAUCAUUGGCAUUAUUUCCAAUUUUUUUGUUGCCUAGUAUGUUUGUACUACAUUCUUACUUUUCCAUCUCUAUGAGAAGGUCACAGAUGAUCAUCAUGAUCAUAGCUCUAAAUUUUGCGCCACAAGAUGACGAUCACGACAAGGACAUUGAACACAAGACCGGCACUUCUUGUGAGUAGUUCUGCGGAAUGGUUAUGUUGUCCACGGGUAGAUGCAAAGCGGGAGACCAGUGAAAACGUCCGUUGUUCUGCAGAUAUUAUAUCCCUAUCCUCAGUUCCGUCAAAAUACGCAUUUUUGACAGAAGCCUUAUCUGAAGUCCUACACUAAGCUUAAGAAGCUUGAAUCGUGAUGAUCAUUAUGCGCGACGUGUCGUCCUCUCAUUUUUGUUUUAUGUUUGCUUCUAGUAUUCAUUGGUCGUUGUUGGUAUUGUUCAAGUCAAUUAGUAUCAUUGCAAUCCCCGCGUGAUUCGGGUUCUGAAAGGAUGUGAAUAUUUUGAGACAGAUCCUCACGAGCUUGUAGUCUGCCAGCACGUGCUUCAUCUGCUGCUUAGGGGUCGUGCGAUAGUCAGUCAGGCAAGAAAACGAAGAAAAGAAAAAUUCGUAUGUGAGUGUGAACUUCUUCGACUAUAAAAAAACGGAACAAGUCGGAAUGGGACUCAAGAACAUGGGUCGUUGAAUUCAUACGUGAUAUCUCGUAUUCUUAGUGGGUUCUGGCCCUUGUGUUGAAUCGUUUUUCAUAUGAUAGGUCGCCCUUGAUUGAGCCGCAACAAGAACACUCGCUGUGUUGACAAUCACACUCGUUCGUC
Amoebophrya sp. A25 is the source of this 2935-nucleotide messenger RNA. The record is from the annotation of a GenBank genome assembly. Lineage: Eukaryota; Dinophyceae; Syndiniales; Amoebophryaceae.